AUCGAUAGUAGUACCGCCUCGGCAUUCCUGUAAAAAAUAACUUGGGCACAUUUUAAUAAAUCACAAUAAAAUUGUUAAUUACUUGUUUUAUAAAUCUAUUUUAGCAUUUAAUCAUGCCGGCAUACCACUCCCAGAUCAAGGAAUUUCGCCAACAGGUGGGAAAUAUGGCUAUCUUGCCAUUGAGGACCCAGGUUCGAGGACCAGCACCCACGGCAAAUACAGAAAGCGACAUCAUUGAUGAGUCACUUUACUUCUUCAAAGCCAAUGUUUUUUUCCGCACAUAUGAAAUAAAGUCCGAGGUGGAUCGAGUUCUAAUCUAUGUUACCCUCUACAUAACCGAGUGCCUGAAAAGGCUCAAUCGAUGCACUAGCAAGGCUCAGGGACAACAGGAGAUGUACAGCUUAGCCAUCUCGAAGUUUGACAUUCCCGGCGAUGCAGGAUUCCCAUUGAACGCCGUUUAUGCUAAGCCACAGUCAGCCCAGGAUGCGGAUCUAAUGCGUCAGUACCUCCUGCAAAUACGGCACGAAACCGGCAACCGAAUGGUGGAGAAGGUUUUCAGCACCGAAGAUGGAAAGCCUAAUAAGUGGUGGACUUGCUUUGCCAAGAAGAAGUUCAUGGAGAAAAGCCUGGCCGGUCCAGGUCAAUAAGCAACUCUCAAAAGAUUCUUUGCUUGAAAACCCUUGGACUUGUUUUUUAUGUUCGCCUAGACAACCGUUGUCAGCUUCCAUAAUAUAAUAAUUUGGUGAAACUACCUUGCUUUUAGAUCGUGACCUGAUAUCCCAGGUCAUAAGCCAAAGUUUCACCACAAAAGCUAUUAACUGUUUAAAGUUAUACAUAAAUUAUUUUAACUCAAAUAAAAUCUUUUACAUCUUUAAUAAAUGUCUAUUCAGAUCAGAAGUUAAUACUUCUGGCUAACUAUGAA
Messenger RNA from Drosophila ananassae, 922 nucleotides. RefSeq names its product actin-related protein 2/3 complex subunit 3 (gene Arpc3A). The record is from RefSeq and is a predicted model, not a curated record. The coding region runs from base 114 to 647 and encodes 177 amino acids. Gene Ontology annotation, molecular function: actin filament binding. Gene Ontology annotation, biological process: regulation of actin filament polymerization; Arp2/3 complex-mediated actin nucleation. Gene Ontology annotation, cellular component: Arp2/3 protein complex; cytoskeleton. The transcript is spliced from 3 exons. Lineage: Eukaryota; Metazoa; Arthropoda; Insecta; Diptera; Drosophilidae.